UUUGAGAAAAUGGCCAACUCUUCUUUUCAAUCCCCAAUAGCCAAAAAGCUAGAAGGCAAGGUAGCAAUUAUAACUGGUGGAGCUAGUGGCAUAGGAGCAGCCACAGCUAGACUUUUUGUUCAACAUGGUGCAAAAGUGAUAAUUGCAGAUAUUCAAAAUGAUCUCGGAAAUUCAUUAGUAAAACAAAUUGGUACAGAGCAAACAAUUAUCUAUGUCCAUUGUAAUGUCUCGAUUGAAUCUGACGUUAAAAAUGUUGUUGAUGCAACAAUUGCUAAAUUUGGUAAGCUCGACAUAAUGUUUUGUAACGCUGGUGUAUUAGGCAAGCCAAUUUCAAGCAUUCUAGAUGUAGAUUACGAUAUAAUUAAGAACGUGUUUGAUGUAAACGUUGUUGGCGCAUUCUUUUGCGCGAAACACGCUGCUAGAGUGAUGAUUCCAAAUAAGAAAGGUGUCAUUCUUUUCACGACAAGUGUAACAACCGUGGUCGCUAGUAGCAGUACCCCGCACACCUGUACGUCAUCAAAGAGUGCAGUUUUGGGACUUUCAAAGAAUGUUGGAGUCGAAUUAGGGAAAUACGGAAUAAGAGUUAAUUGUGUUUCUCCUUAUGCAAUUAGCACACCAUUUAUAUAUGGUAAAUGGAUUUGGAAUAGACAAACAAAAGGCAGACAAAUGGUUUAUGGAAGCAGGAAAUUUGAAAGGAGCUUUAUUAGAUGAACAAGAUGUAGCAAAUGGAGUGUUGUAUUUGGCAAGUGAUGAUUCCAAA
Messenger RNA from Solanum tuberosum (potato), 760 nucleotides. RefSeq names its product secoisolariciresinol dehydrogenase-like. The record is from RefSeq and is a predicted model, not a curated record. Lineage: Eukaryota; Viridiplantae; Streptophyta; Magnoliopsida; Solanales; Solanaceae. The coding region runs from base 10 to 711 and encodes 233 amino acids. The transcript has 2 exons.